UCUCCUGCACAGUGCGGUCCAUACAUGCCUGCCAGGCGGAAGGUCUGCACAGGUGACAUCUGAGUUGGACAUUGUGCUAUUCUUCACCCCACACAGAGGAAGGAGGUGGCACUGGGUGACCGCUGCAGAGCCACCUGGCCCCUGGGGCUCUGAGCAGCUUAUUGGCCGGGCAGCCUCCAUUGUGAGGUCGCCCUGCUUUCCUCUGCCAGAGCUGGCUGAGCACCGGGACCUCCAGUCAAACGCUUCCCCUCUCCCUCCCAGCCGCACUGUGCGCUGAGCUCCCUGUCAUCGAGGGCCACACUGGGAAAGACGGGGUGCCCAGGAGUCCCGGACAGCACCUGAGAACGGAGGGGCGGCGGGGCUCCAGAGAAGAGACUGCCCCCAGGCCCCAGGGCACCUGCACCUCCAGCUGCCCCCUCUUUCCCAGCUUGCAUGCUCUGGGGCUGGGCCAGGGCCAGCACCCCCAGGGACCCUGCUCUGCAGCAUGGCUGGUCUGGGGAAAAACCCAUCCACGGCUUCCCAGGCCGCCACAGAGCAGAGCCUCAGACUCGGUGCCCACCACCACGUCAAAGACGGCGCUGCUGGGACAGGAUCACAGCAGCCUGCAGAGCCGGCAGCCCACCCACGGCCCCCUGGAGUGCUGCCACCCUCCUCCCGGGGAAGCCAGUGCACUGUCCUAAGUAGACACGGCCCUCCGGACCCACGCACCUCAGCGGCUCCUCCCCCUCACUGGCCAACGCAGACCUUGAUCCACCUGCUGAAGUGCAGCCUCGGCGCUGGGCUCCUGGGGCUGCCCCUGGCCAUAAAGAACGCAGGCCUGCUGGUCGGGCUGGUCAGCCUGCUGGCCAUGGGGAUCCUCACGGUGCACUGCAUGGUCAUCCUGCUGAACUGCACACAGCGCCUCACACGGAGGCUGCAGAAGACCUUUGUGAACUACGGGGAGACCACAAUGUACAGCCUGGAAAGCUGCUCGAGCCCCUGGCUGAGGACCCACUCGGAGUGGGGCAGGUACACUGUCAGCUUCUUAUUAAUCAACCAGCUGGGUUUCUGCAGUGUUUAUUUUAUGUUUAUCGCAGACAGUUUACAACAGGUCAUGGAAGAAGCUCACAUCACCUCCAACACCUGCCAGCCCAGGGAGAUCCCGAUGCUGACCCCUAUCCUGGACAUGCGCUUCUACAUGCUGACAAUCCUGCCCUUCCUGAUCAUACUGGCGUUUAUCCAGAACCUCAGGUUGCUGUCCAUAUUCUCAAUGCUGGCCAACAUCACCACCCUGGGGAGCAUGGCCCUGAUCUUCGAGUACAUCAUCCAGGGAAUUCCAUAUCCCAGCAACCUACCCCUGAUGGCAAACUGGAAAACCUUGCUUCUAUUCUUUGGUACAACCAUCUUCACAUUUGAAAGCAUUGGCAUGGUUCUGCCUCUGAAAAACCAGAUGAAGAAUCCACAGAAGUUUUCCUUUGUCCUGUACCUGGGGAUGUCCCUUGUCACUGCCCUCUACAUCUGCCUGGGGACACCGGGCUACAUGAGGUUUGGGUCGGACACCCAGGCCAGCAUCACCCUCAACUUGCCUAAUUGCUGGUUGUACCAGUCGGCCAAGGUGAUGUAUUCUGUUGGCAUCUUCUUCACCUACGCCCUGCAGCUCCACGUCCCAGCCGAGAUCACCAUCCCAUUCGCCAUCUCCCAGGCGUCAGAGAGCUGGGCGCUGCUUGUGGACCUGUCUGUCCGAACAGCCUUGGUCUGUCUGACAUGUGUCUUCCCCAUCCUCGUCCCGCGCCUGGACCUGGUCCUCUCCCUGGUGGGCUCCGUGAGCAGCAGCGCCCUGGCCCUCAUCAUCCCGCCACUCCUGGAGAUCAUCACCUUCUACCCCGAGGACAUGAGCUGCGUGACCAUUGCAAAGGACAUCGUGAUCAGCACCCUGGGCCUCUUGGGGUGCUUCCUGGGAGUCUACCAAGCCCUCUACGAGUUGACCCAACCCACCAGCCACUCCACGGCCAACUUCACAGGUGUUUACGUGUGACUGUCUGUUUUCAUGCCAGUGACUGCCCCUCCCUGCCCCAUGUCCAUUUCCACGCAGACGUCGUACACCUCUCCUCAAACCCCAACGUCUCUAUGCUCAUCAGCAGUCUCUCUAUCUUUCCAAGAUAAACGUAGAUAACACAGGUAGUACUGAGGCCGCUCGGGCUUCUGGUUUUGGAUUUAUUUGGCGGUCUUUUGUACCGCUGAUUCAAUCACAUCCAAUAGUUUAUAUUAUCACUCUCAUUUAAUGGGGAAGCAACACCUUUCCCCCUUGGAAAAGAAAACCACACAUAAAUACAAAGGAAAUAUUUUCCAUAUACUGCAGAAGCUGCCCUGUCAGUUUUACGAAAGCAUAGACUGGGGGAAGGGAGCCUUCUAAUCAGAUGUUCUAAAUGGAAAGGUCGCAGACAGAAAAUAACAGAACUUCACACUUUUUCCUUCUAGCCACAAACUAAGCCACUGCUUUCCCACGAGGCCUUGGGCAGAUUCCCCUCCCCUCAGCCUUGGUUUCCCACUGUGUGAAAUGCGGGGUUGGACUAAUUGGUCAUCAGGGGCUCUUCCAAUGCUGAUGUUCUGAAAGUGAAAAAAAUACACUUACAAUUUAUCCUCCAAAUGUGUGUGUGAAAAUUAUUUCUCAUUGGAG
Messenger RNA from Chinchilla lanigera (long-tailed chinchilla), 2656 nucleotides. It is a transcript of the gene Slc36a3, whose product is annotated as solute carrier family 36, member 3. Gene Ontology annotation, molecular function: L-proline transmembrane transporter activity; amino acid:proton symporter activity; L-alanine transmembrane transporter activity. Gene Ontology annotation, biological process: L-alanine transport; proton transmembrane transport; glycine transport. Gene Ontology annotation, cellular component: vacuolar membrane. NCBI's taxonomy places the organism in Eukaryota, Metazoa, Chordata, Mammalia, Rodentia, Chinchillidae. The record is from RefSeq and is a predicted model, not a curated record.